Messenger RNA from Penicillium manginii, 363 nucleotides. RefSeq lists its product as uncharacterized. The coding region runs from base 1 to 363 and encodes 120 amino acids. The record is from RefSeq and is a predicted model, not a curated record. NCBI's taxonomy places the organism in Eukaryota, Fungi, Ascomycota, Eurotiomycetes, Eurotiales, Aspergillaceae. The transcript has a single exon.
AUGGCCAUCUCAGGCACUCAACAUGAUCAUGCAGUACGCAGAACAGAUAUCGAUGAUCUUGAAUUGGAGUCUGUCGGAUACCGGCGUGAGAUGCCGCGUCAAUUCUCGAUAUGGUCCCUGGGUGCAUUAUCAUUCACUCUCACUUGCACCUGGUUGGGGACCGGCUCGUCUGUUGGUAUUGCUCUCCAGGAAGGAUCUUAUGCUGGAACCCUAUGGUCUCUUCCAAUCGCUGGAAUAAUGACGACUAUUGUAUCGCUCGGAAUGGCCGAGCUAGCAUCAGCAUAUCCUGUGGCUGGUGCUCAGUAUUACUGGGCUUUCAUGGUAGCAAGUGAGAACUGGAAAGCAUUUGCGUCAUACCUGUAA